CUCCGGCUCAGGGCCGGGGGCGCGGGUUCCACUACCCUCUCCCGCCAGCUGGUGGCCUCCAGAAGGUGGCAGAGCCGGCAGCGGCUCGAACUGGGACGGCCGGGGCGCGGGAUGGUGGGGGAAGGGGCGUUCCCGGCGGCCGCGCCUUCCGCGGCUAUUGGAUUAGUGGCCUUCAGGGAUGAGCUCAGCCGGAUCGGCUUUCAGCUGCAGCCUCCGGGCCGGCCGGGAAGGCGGGGAGCGGGCGACCGUGGAGGAGAAGGAGGAGGAGGAGGAGGAGGAGGGGGAGGCGGCGGCUGCAGCAUCCAGAGCUGGCCCCGGCGCUCGGCGCGCCCCGCGCACAAAGGCGCCCGGCCCCUGGGGAAGGCGAUGAGCGCACCGCAGCCCGGGCCCUGGCCACCGCUGCAGCCCUCGCGGCGUGCGCCCGGGGCGCUGGGGAAGAAACCGGGCGCUCCGGGGAGCGGCGGCCGAGGGGCGGCCCGUGCGCCCUGAGCGCGGAACUCGCCGCCCUCCGGGGUCAGGAGCCGAGCUUCGGGGCGGCCGGGGUGAGGGAGCUUCCGAGCCCUCGCUGAGCUCGGUGGCGGGUCGGGAGCCUCACUACCCCGGGACCGGACCUCCGGCGCCCUCUCUCGCUGCUCCCGAGCGCCAACUUCGCCAAGAACGUCCCUAACUCCAGGGCACCCUGCGGGGAUCGAGAGGGCGCUGCCGCCGGGCACCAGCCGAGGGGACGCGCCGCUGGCGAAGGAGCAGCAGCCAGCACCCGCGGGGUCGCUCCGGCGCCCCUGAGUGGGCGGCGGCGGCAGCAGACCCCUCUCCCGGGAGUCCCGGACCUGCCAGCGCUGGGGAUUCCUCCCGGGCGGGCAGGCAGGCAGGCGCUGGCCCUCUCGUUUAUGGAGCUUGGGCCCCUGUCACAGCCCAGCAGAGGCUGUGGAGGCCAGCCAUCCGGAAGCCUGGUUCUCAGCCCCGGGAUCCAUCCCUGGCUACCCGGAGCGGAGGCUCCCACGAGGUAGCCGUGGCCAGCAGCGGUCCCCUCCCCACAGUAAGCCAUGGGUCAGAAGCUCUCUGGGAGCCUCAAGUCUGUGGAGGUGCGGGAGCCAGCACUUCGGCCGGCCAAGCGGGAGCUCCGAGGCUCGGAGCUUGGGCGGCCGGCGAGGCUAGACCAGCUGCUGGACAUGCCUGCUGCGGGCCUGGCAGUGCAGCUGCGACACGCGUGGAACCCUGAGGACCGGUCACUCAAUGUCUUCGUCAAGGAUGACGACCGCCUCACCUUCCACCGGCAUCCGGUGGCCCAGAGCACAGACGGCAUCCGCGGCAAGGUGGGCCACGCCCGGGGUCUGCACGCAUGGCAAAUCCACUGGCCCGCUAGGCAGCGGGGUACCCACGCUGUGGUGGGCGUGGCCACGGCCCGUGCCCCUUUACACUCGGUGGGUUACACCGCGCUGGUGGGCAGUGACUCCGAGUCGUGGGGCUGGGACCUGGGUCGCAGUCGCCUUUACCACGACGGCAAGAACCGGCCCGGGGUGGCGUAUCCUGCCUUCCUGGGACCAGAUGAGGCCUUUGCUCUGCCGGAUUCCUUAUUGGUCGUGCUGGACAUGGACGAAGGCACGCUCAGCUUCAUCGUGGACGGCCAGUACCUAGGUGUGGCCUUCCGUGGCCUCAAGGGCAAGAAACUGUACCCGGUGGUGAGUGCCGUGUGGGGCCACUGCGAAGUCACCAUGCGCUACAUCAAUGGCCUUGACCCCGAGCCCCUGCCGCUGAUGGACCUGUGCCGGAGAUCUAUCCGCUCAGCCCUGGGCAGGCAGCGCCUGCGGGACAUCGGCUCCCUGCCUCUGCCUCAGUCUCUCAAAAAUUACCUGCAGUACCAAUGAGCGGCGCUGAAGACCUGCCGUCCUCCGUGGUCACGGAGCACCUAGCUCCAGAGCGUCAGGACAGGCCAAGGACACGGAAGAGGACUGCCUGUCGGUUGCCCUUGCUGCCACCAGCCGGGACCAGGAGGCCACCUAGUCAACCAGAGUGUAGAGACCAUUUCUUCCUCAAGAGAAUGAAUAAAACAUUUGGCAGGAGACGGCGUCCUGUUCCCCACUGCAGACAGGCCCAGCAAGAUUGGCCAGCGGAGAGAAAAUAGCUUCUGAAUAAUGAAUGAUGGAAGCGAGUCCUUGAUGGUCCCAUCCGUGUCUGCCCCUGGCCAGGGCAGAGAGAUUACCCUUCCAUUUUAAGACUUAGUACCACUUUGAGAGAAAAGUCCCCAGGGACCACAGCGGUGCAGAAGCGCCUGGGCUUAGCUCUCUGAGCUGGCUUCCUCACCCCUUCCACCAUGGACAGAGCCCUUGGGCUGUCCCCACCCCUCUCUUCAGGGACUUGAGUCUGAUGACUUACCCCAGGGACAGAGCUUAUUCUAGGGUAUGAUGGUUUGUUUUUGUUUUUGGUUUUGGUUUUUUAAAAGUAGCAUUUGCAUUUUGAAAGAGGAGUGUGGGGAAGAUGGCUUUCUCCCAAAGGUGCUAAGGAGGAUGGGGGCCUCGUGGCGCCAAGUCUGAGACACCCUGAGCGCCCCAGGCUCUGGCAGCCACCACUCAGGGUGAAGCCUGGCUGUCACAAAGCUUUCUUUGAGCAAAUUAUUUUUUCACUCUAGGAGACUCCCACAGUUUGUUUGUCGUUUCCGAUACGUGUGUAACAUGCUGUUUAUUUAUCAGCCAGAGGCCUGGCGGUGUGGCCUUGGGACUGGAAGAGCGGCUUGGCUGUGACACAGUCUCUGCAGGACCCAAGACCUAUCCUCUCACAGAACGUUGCUGCUGCUGUUGCUGCUCCCGCCAGUGCCACCACUCGGCAUCGUCCAUGUGUUCCAGAUACUCUCCACCCAGACCCUGUUUUAACUGGAAAUCGUCACACUGUGGGCCAGAGCCGGACAGUGCAGCUUCCACUUUUAAUGUGAAUGUGACCUAUACGCAAGGAACAUUUCUAAUAAAGUUUGUCACUCUG
Molecule: messenger RNA, 2973 nt
Organism: Meriones unguiculatus (Mongolian gerbil)
Lineage: Eukaryota; Metazoa; Chordata; Mammalia; Rodentia; Muridae
Gene: Spsb4
Product: splA/ryanodine receptor domain and SOCS box containing 4
Exons: 3
Coding region: 1044-1865 (273 amino acids)
Biological process (GO): intracellular signal transduction; proteasome-mediated ubiquitin-dependent protein catabolic process
Cellular component (GO): SCF ubiquitin ligase complex
Molecular function (GO): protein binding
Source: RefSeq, a predicted model, not a curated record